AUGGCGGAUGCAGAAGAACAAGAACCAACUCCAGCAAAACUAGACGUUUUGAAGAAGUACAAAGCUGCUGGAGGCAUUGUCAAAACUGUGUUUGCUGAAAUUAUUCAGAAAGUGAAGGCUGGGGGUUCAGUCCAUGAAAUAUGUGGUUAUGGUAAUAAUCGUAUAUUGGAAGAAACUGGGAAAAUUUACAAGAAAGAAAAAUCAAUCAAAAAGGGUAUAGCAUUUCCAACAUGUCUAUCAGUGAAUAAUUGUAUCUGUCACUUCAGUCCUUUAAAAACAGAUCCUGAUGUCACUUUACAAGAUGGUGAUAUGGUUAAAGUUGAUCUUGGAGCUCAAAUUGAUGGUUACAUAGCAGUAGCUGCUCAUACUAUUGUUGUUGGCGCCAGUCCUGAAAAUAAAGUGAAAGGACGAAAGGCAGAUGUAGUUUUGGCUGCGUAUAAUGCUGCCCAAGUUGCUCUUAGAUUGGUCAAACCAGGAAAUGAGAAUUCAGUUGUAACAGAGGCCAUACAGAAAGUAGCUGAUUCUUUUGAUUGUAAACCUAUUGAAGGUAUGUUGUCUCACCAGUUAAGAAGAAAUGUGAUUGAUGGUGAAAAAGCCUUUAUUAUUAAUCCUUCAGAUUUACAGAGAAAAGAAUUAGAGAAGUGUACUUUUGAGGUGCACGAGGUUUAUGGUAUCGAUGUUCUUGUGAGCUCAGGAAAAGGCAAGGGAAGAGAUAUGGACACAAGAACAACUGUGUAUAAAAAACGUGAAAGUAGUUAUCAGUUAAAAAUGAGAACAUCGCGACAAUUUUUACUAGAAGUGAAUAAAAAAUUUGGUUAUCUUCCAUUUUCUUUGAGUUUAUGUGAAGAUGAAAAGACAGCUAGAAUGGGGGUAGUAGAAUGUUAUAAACAUGAUGUCAUGCAACCAUUCAAUGUACUCUAUGAAAAAGAAGGUCAGUUGGUAGCUCAGUUUAAAUUUACAGUUAUAUUAAUGCCUAAUGGUACAGUACAACUAACAGAAUUACCCUUUGAUAUAUCAUUAUAUGAGAGUGAACAUUCUAUUCAGGAUGAGGAAACUAAGGUAUUUAACAAUAUUCAAUCUAUUUAA
Messenger RNA from Lottia gigantea (owl limpet), 1086 nucleotides. RefSeq lists its product as hypothetical. The coding region runs from base 1 to 1086 and encodes 361 amino acids. NCBI's taxonomy places the organism in Eukaryota, Metazoa, Mollusca, Gastropoda, Lottiidae. The record is from RefSeq and is a predicted model, not a curated record. The transcript has 12 exons.